Messenger RNA from Crotalus tigris (Tiger rattlesnake), 3598 nucleotides. RefSeq names its product proline rich 18 (gene PRR18). The transcript has a single exon. The record is from RefSeq and is a predicted model, not a curated record. The coding region runs from base 1681 to 2457 and encodes 258 amino acids. Lineage: Eukaryota; Metazoa; Chordata; Lepidosauria; Squamata; Viperidae.
AUAUACUCACAAUUUAUCUAUAGCAUGCCCACUUUCUUUUCUGUAACUUUAGAAUUAAUCUCCCAUAUACACAUCUUCCAAUGCCAGUAAUGGUCUUGGGAGAGGAAGCAUUCAAGUAAAAUCGAUACAUUCAAGUAAAGCCCUUACGUUUAAUUAUGUGGCUAAUGGUUUGUUGGAUGGAACUGAAGGCUUGUUUCAGCAAUUUAGCAGUUUAAACAAUGGGUUAAGCCACAAAAUGAAUAACUUGUUAUCUAGUAAUUUAAUUCACCACCACCACCAUAUAUUAUGAAGAUCAAGAGUGCUAAAACUCCCAUUUCCUUGUUCUGCUUUCAGAGGGAUUAUAUGCACUAAUAUAUAGUAGUAAGUAAUAGGCCAGUGUGGCAAAGUCCCUUGUAAAAAAGAGGGGCAGGCAGCUGACUCAUGAGUAAAAGCAAACUAACACUGGACUCCAGGGUAAUUUCCAGCACAUCCUCUGCAGCCUUCUAUUUAUUCUCAUGCUCUGGUACUUGCUCUUCCUCCAACGCCCACACCUUUUUCUCUUGGCAGGACAUCUUUAAAGCUUUAGCCGAUCCUGAACCCGAAGACACUUAACAAUGAAAACAAUUAACCAUAGGCUGUUUCUUUAAAAUAGACUUUAGUUUGGAAGAAAAAAAGUUGUAGCCUGACAAUAUUUGCCUUCUAGGAAAGGGCCUAGUGAUUGAGGGAUCCUUCCUUCAUCUACCCAGCAUCCUUGGUUUCUAUGUUUGCUGAUAAGGAAGAGGUUUUGACUUCUUACAGGAAACCUCAUAGUUUGCAUGGAAUUCCUUUGUUGUCAGCGGUGACCAGGAAAACAAUAAAUGCAAAACCAGUUUAAGGAAAUAACAGUGGCAUAUGCUGAACUUACAUAUAUUUACAUAGCAGGAGGCCAUUCUAAGGCCAUCCUACUGGUACCUCAGAACGCAUAAAUCUACUUCACUGUGGUCUGCUUACAUAGUGCACUUAACUAGGCAGCAUCAAGUGACUGCAUUGGCUAAAUGUAGUAAGGCUUAACCUCAGUUAGGCUUCAAUGACUUAGAUUGUUUGAAUUCGCUCCGUCUGGGAAACGUGACUCACUAUAGCAGCGACCUAGGCUACUAGCACGCAAUCUAGAAGCAAAUAGGGUUGUUAUAAUACAGGCUAUUGUCAACGAGGGAUUCGUGUUUCAAGGAAAUUGGUAAAUUUGGGGGUUUUGAAUUGGAAGUUGUAGGUCCAGCAGCAUCAACUAAUCGAAAAGUCCCACUUUUUUCAGAGCUGGGGCAGAUUCCCAGUAGUAGAUCACUCCUUUACCUUUUGGGGGUCGAGGAACUGAAGCUUCAAAAACGGGCCCAGCUUCUACGGUAGCUUGAUCCGCCUCGGCUCUUCUCUCUUUGCUAGAUAGGGGGCGAAUUUCAGCCUUGAGGAAACGGAUUGGCUCUGCGGCCAGCCCUAAUCAAAGCCCUCUAGCCUCGCCUGCCCGUCGCCGCUCGCUCGGCUCCUCCUCCGAAGUCCAACCCGCCGCGUGUCUCUUUCACCGGCAGCAUCAGAGCCCCGGUGGCGCGCGGAGCUGCCAGGCUGGUUCGGCGAAGGCUGGGAAUUCCGCUUGAGUGGGCGAGUCUUUGAAGAGAUGCCCAGCUGAGCGCGGACACAGGAGGAGGAGGAGGAGGAGAAAAAGUCUCCCCCGCCAUGUCCUUGCCUCCUAUCGCGCCGCCACCUUCGGCCGCCCCCCGACUGCAAUCGAGGAAGCCACACCAGCCGUCGCCGCCAGUGGCGGCUCCUCGAAAGCCGAUGGCGGUGCUGGCGACGGCCCCUCUCGCUCCAGGCAAGCCUCCUCGGAAAGGGCGCGGCGUGCCUUCCGAGCGGUCCGUCGGCUUCUCCAGUUCCUGGCCCAGCGCCUCCCUGCAGAAGCAGCUGCCGCGCAGCCGAGCGGCCCAAGGCAGCAGGAACGCCCCGCCGCCCGAAAGAGGGGCGGCAGCGGCAGCCUUGAGCGCUACCUUGUCUCGCAGCCGGGGCCGCUCGGGGCCGCCAGCCGCCGGCACGCACUCCUGCGAGAGCCUCUGCGCUGCGCCGGGAGGCCGCGGGGAGGCUUCGCUGCGCUUCUCGCUCAGCCUUCCCCCGGAGGCGAUUCGGGUCCUGCAGCGGCGGAGCCUGGAGAAGCAGCAGCGGCCGCGAGGGCGGGUGGCCCGCUUCGCUUCCCCCGACGCCUCCAGGUGUCCUCUGGCGGGAACCUCGUCGCCCGAGGGGGACUUGCGCGCCUUGCUGCAGGUGUCGCUGCUGAACGAGCGCCACCGCUACGACGACGUGGAGUACGAGGAAGACGAGGCGGCAGGCGACCCCGGAGCCUUCACGGCGGACGAAGGGCUGGUGCGCAAGUGCACCGAAUGGCUCCGUGGCGUGGAAAGAGCCGCUGCCCGGGACCGGGCGGGCAAGAUGGACAGCCUGCCUCACUUGAGCACCCUUUGAGCGGCCGGGCUUGUGCUUCCUCAGCCUUUCACAACCGGCGUGGCCCUUCGGCAAGGCGCUCUUCCGAAAAAGCACCGUUUGCGAAUAAAAAUGCUUACCAUUCCUUUUCCCCCGUUGCUUUCUUGCUUAUUCCUGCGGGGGAAAAUCUCACUUUCUACUUAUGGGUCGUACUGUAUGUGGUGGAUUUCAGCCUCUGUCGGCUCCGGAUCUUUCCUGGGGAGGUGGGUGUGGUUUUCUUUUUGUGCCUUUUCUUCUGAAACACCCAGGCGGAAAGCCCUGCCAUUCUAAUACCAGCGGUUGCUAAGGUAGCAAGGUGGCCUCACGUUGUACAACGGUAGCUUUAUGUAAAAUGCACUUUGAAGGAAUUGUUACUCCCCAGUCAACACCAUCUCUUUGCUGAUAGCACAUCAGAAAGGCGCUUACCAUUGUCUCCCAAGAUAUGUGUCAAAUAUGUCUGCCAAAAGAGCAUCCUCCCUUCACCUCCGCUUCUCGAAAUCUGCUUCACUCCUUAAAUGGAUUAGUGUUCCCUAUCCAGCAUUUUUUUAAAAAAAAUGUCAUUGCAUAGUGUUAAGGAAAAAGACAGAGGAAUGCAACUCAUCUGUGUGUGUUGUUCUUUGCUAAGGUAGUCUAAAUGUUUGAACAUGAAAGAUAAGAAUGAUGAAGUAAGUUUAAUGCCUCAAAUGUAUAUAGGUUUUAUUAAUAACAGCCAAAUAUGUGUGUUCAAUUUUUAUCAUCUCUAUUCAAUUUGUUAUAACACAUUGUUUUAUUUUGUUAACCUAUAUAAAAAUUGAGGACUGCUGUAUAAUUUGAAUCUGUUCCAAAUAUGUUUGGGACAAGUUCACCUUACUGAAAAAGGGGAUAACAUCUGAAUGCAUGCAGAGAUCCAGGCGAGUUAAAGGAAGAUUGAAAAAAAAAAUUCUCCAUGGUUUAUUUAAACUUUCUGGAUGUGCUCUGAGGGUGACUCUGAAGUUUAUGUAUUAACUUUCAUUCUCGCAACAGAGACAAAAAGUAUGCUGUCUCUAUUCAAAGUGUUUGAAACAAAAAUAUUUUUAUUAGUACUUUGUAAAUAUAGAAUAGCACAGUGAUUUUGUAAACCUGCAACAUUUCUAUUUAUUUGAUUAAACAGUAAAACUUUGUGAGA